UGGUUUCCACCGCUAUAUCCUUGAGAAUUUCAAUGGAGACACUAUAGACAAUCUUAGUGAACGUGAAGUGCAAGAAUUUGAUCCUCCUUCUGAGGUCCGAGCAUUGAUCGAGGGUCAGUUACUUUCUAUGAGGGCUCAUGCUGAAAGAUUUGGAAUGCCUUCUCCUCCAAAGCGGAUAAUAGCUACCGGUGGAGCAUCUGCAAAUUCUAGCAUUCUAGGCUCAAUUGCUUCCAUUUUUGGGUGUAACGUGCAUACGGUCCAGAGACCUGACUCCGCUUCACUGGGUGCUGCGCUGAGGGCUGCUCAUGGUUGGUUAUGCAACAAGAAAGUGGAUGCUGGAGACCAAGAACUUGUUGCCAAAUAUUCGUCACUGAUGAAGAAGAGAAUGGAAAUCGAGAACCGCCUCGUCCAAAAGCUGUCCCGUUGGUAA
Ilex paraguariensis (yerba mate) is the source of this 430-nucleotide messenger RNA. NCBI's taxonomy places the organism in Eukaryota, Viridiplantae, Streptophyta, Magnoliopsida, Aquifoliales, Aquifoliaceae. The record is from the annotation of a GenBank genome assembly.